This is a messenger RNA of Marchantia polymorpha subsp. ruderalis, 1662 nucleotides long. The record is from the annotation of a GenBank genome assembly. Lineage: Eukaryota; Viridiplantae; Streptophyta; Marchantiopsida; Marchantiales; Marchantiaceae.
AGAGAUUGCAGGCCCAGCGGGAGCAGGAGCAGGAGCAGGCGCAGGGGCUGGGGCUGGGGCUGGGCUUGGGCUUGGGGCUGGGGCAGGCAAGCGCCGGACGGGGGCAAGGGAACGAUGUCUUAGUUCAUGCUAGCGAGUGGGGCUCGAAGGAGAAGGAGGGGGAGGGGCAGCGCGUGCGACGAUUCUAGGGUGCCGUGCAGAGGAGGAAGAGGAGGAGGAGGAGGAGGAGGUGCUGGAGCUGGAGCUGGAGGGCGGACAGGGAUUGGGGAAGGUCGGAAGCAGCAGAGGCAGAAGGCAGGCCCCGGUCUCCGUCCGGUGCCACAGCUAUGGCGACCACCCAAGUGCGAGAAUGGACAGGCCUGCAGCAGUUUCCUGCCCAAACCCAGACGGCUCUGCAUGCGCUGCUGGGAAGGUUGAGGCUGGAGAGUAUGGAGUCCUUGACUGUUCUCGUAUUAGGGAAAGGAGGAGUUGGCAAAAGUUCCACCGUGAACUCUUUGGUCGGUGAAAGGGUGGCAGUCGUCAGUGCAUUUCAGUCGGAAACAUUGAGACCCAUUCAGUGCUCGCGCUCGAGGGCCGGCUUCACUCUGAACAUCAUCGACACUCCUGGACUAGUGGAAGGUGGCUGUGUGAACGAUCAAGCACUUGACAUCAUUCGAAGAUUUCUCCUGAACAAAACCAUCGACGCAGUGCUCUAUGUGGACCGACUGGAUGGUUAUCGUGUAGAUAACCUAGAUAAGCAGGUCAUUCGAGCCAUCGCCCGGAGCUUUGGACCUGAAAUCUGGCGCCUCGGUCUAGUGGUUCUCACGCACGCCCAGCUCUCACCUCCGGAUGGUGUGGAGUACUCCGACUUUGUGGCCCGAAGGUCAGCAGCUUUGACAGCUGCCAUUCGUCAAGAAGCCGGAUUCAAGAAAUCCGAGGAUCCGGUGCCCGUCGUGUUGGUAGAAAACAGUGGAAGAUGCAAUACAAACACGGAUGGAGAAAAGAUUCUCCCAGACAGUACCGUUUGGCUACCAAACUUGGUAGAGAAGAUUGUUGAGGUUGCUACUGGUCCGACGAAGUCACUUCUUAUCGACAAGAAACUGAUAGAAGGUCCAAACGCCAAUCAAAGGCACAAAAUUUGGAUACCUCUUCUCCUCCUUGCUCAGUAUUUCAUUAUUUUGAAACCAUUACAAGCAAGAAUCAACAAGGACAUCGAGGAGGAGAAGUACAAUCGGCCACAGUGGGAGAUCAGGGCGGAGCAGUUCAGAAGAAGUUCCAUGCUCGAGGAAGAUAGGGCUGAUGAGCAGGCCAUCACCGAUGCCUUUAAGCAAGACAACCUCGAUGAUAUUGGUGACCUCGGUGACCAAUUCGAUGGUCUUGACGACGAUGACGAUGAUGAUCUGUAGAGCAGAGAUUACAUACAAUCAGUCCGUGUGACUGGAAUUUGCAUUUGAUUCAAGUGCAACUCACUUUUUGAUGAGGAGAAUCCAAUCCAAUCUAACAUUCGCAGGUUAUGAGGACAGUAGGUUCUGGUUUGCUACGUUUUUGUAGAAGUGCAGGGGCCAAGUGAGUACUUGUACUAUAGUCAGGUAAGGCAAAAUUUCAAAAUAUCGCUGAGGUUUAUUUUUUGAUAAUUACGACUAAUGAGUUCGCAGGUUUCAUUAAAACUUGUGUAUUUGUUGA